Drosophila persimilis is the source of this 2642-nucleotide messenger RNA. RefSeq names its product relaxin receptor 2 (gene Lgr4). Gene Ontology annotation, biological process: G protein-coupled receptor signaling pathway. The record is from RefSeq and is a predicted model, not a curated record. NCBI's taxonomy places the organism in Eukaryota, Metazoa, Arthropoda, Insecta, Diptera, Drosophilidae. Gene Ontology annotation, molecular function: G protein-coupled receptor activity; protein binding. The coding region runs from base 63 to 2627 and encodes 854 amino acids. Gene Ontology annotation, cellular component: membrane. The transcript is spliced from 18 exons.
CAGUGUUUGUGCCGAUUGCAGUUUUAAUCUAAAUAUAAAAACGAAAUCUUAGGAAAUUGUUUAUGGCCCGAUUCGGAAGGAAAAUAGGCAACAAUCCCGCGCCGAUGACGAGAACUCCCCAGAGAGAUAUUGUGACGGGAAUGAUGACAAUCGGGAUCAUGCGCCGUCUCUCCAUCGUUAUUGUGCUCUUCCUGCUGCUCCACCUUCCAGCAGCAUUCGUGGCAGCCGAAGUGACAGACGAAGUGGGAGCCGAACUAAGAGCCGAUGCAGCUGUCGAUGCAACAAAAGCAUCGUUCCCCGUUAUCCAAAGCGCGACAGAAGACAGAACACGAACGGGAGUCGGAACGGGGGGGGGAAGGAAGACCGAUUCAUCUGCCGGAAGGGGGUCGGCAGUGAUCUCGUUGCUGGGCUCUGGCGACGUCGCGGGAGCGGAAAUACUCGCACCAGACGCCGGCGACCACUGCCCGGCGGGCUACUUCCACUGCAACGCGACCGCGCAGUGUGUGCCGCAGCGCGCCAACUGCGACGGCAGCGUCGACUGCGAUGACGGAUCCGACGAGUGGGACUGCAUGAACGAGGUGGAUGCGCGUUACUGGGAUCAUCUUUACCGAAAGCAGCAUUUCGGCCGGCACGACGACAUACCGAUUGGCGAGUGCUUGUGGCGCAACGAGAACUUCAGCUGUCCCUGUCGCGGUGACGAGAUACUCUGCCGCUUCCAGAUGCUGACGUCCCUGCCCGUGCACUUGCCGCAACACGAUCUGGCAGCACUGGAUCUAACAGGAAACAAUUUCGAAAUCAUUCACGAGACGUUCUUCAGUUUGCUGCCAAAUCUGGAGAGUUUAGUCCUGAAGUUCUGCUCAAUCCGCGAGAUUGCCUCGCAUGCACUUGAUCGCCUGGCCGCCAUCCCACUGAGGACCCUCUAUAUGGACGAUAAUAAAUUGUCGCAUCUGCCGGAACACUUCUUCGCCGAGGGCAAUCAAUUAAGGAUUCUUAUUUUGGCACGCAACCGCCUGCACAGCCUCAAUCGGAGCGAUUUCCAGCACUUGCCUCAUCUGCAGGAGCUGGAUCUGCGGGGCAAUCGUAUCGAACACUUCAAGGCCGAGGUCUUUGCCCAGCUCCACAGUCUGGAAGUGCUAUAUCUGAACGAGAACCGCAUCCAGCUGCUGGCACCGGAUAUGUUCCCCAGGACCCUGCUCAAUUUGCACACCUUAUCGCUGGCCCAGAAUCGAAUCGCGGAGAUAGCCACCAACACAUUUCCAUUUCCCCUCCUGCGAUACUUAUUUCUGGCUGGCAACAGAUUGUCCCACAUACGGGACGAAACCUUCUGCAAUCUCAGCUAUCUCCAAGGAUUGCACUUGAACGAGAACCGCAUCGAGGGGUUCGACCUGCGGGCCUUUGCGUGCCUGGAAAGUCUCAGCUCUCUGCUCCUAACGGGCAAUCGUUUUCAGACCCUCGAUCCGCGAGUCCUUCAGAACCUGAGCAGCCUGGACUACAUUUAUUUCUCGUGGUUCCAUUUGUGUCGCGCCGCCCUGCACGUGAGGGUCUGCGAUCCGCAUGGCGAUGGCAUCAGCAGCACCUGGCAUCUGCUGGAUAAUCAGAUACUUCGCGGCAGUGUUUGGGUUAUGGCCUCCAUUGCUGUGGUGGGCAACCUGCUCGUCCUUCUGGGCAGAUACUUCUACAAGUCGCGCAGCAAUGUUGAGCACUCGCUAUAUCUCCGACAUCUGGCAGCCAGCGACUUCCUCAUGGGCAUCUAUCUGACGCUGAUUGCCUGUGCGGACAUCACCUUUCGCGGGGAGUACAUCAUGCACGAGGAGGCCUGGCGGCACAGCGGAAUCUGUGCGUUUGCAGGUUUUCUGAGCACCUUCAGCUGCCAAUCGUCGACCCUGCUGCUCACGCUGGUCACUUGGGACCGCCUGAUGUCCGUCACACGGCCCCUGAAGCCACGGGAUACGGAAAAGAUUCGAAUCGUCCUGCGACUGCUGCUGCUGUGGGGCGUAAGCUUUGGCCUGGCGGCGGCUCCGUUGCUGCCCAACGCCUACUUCGGCAGCUACUUCUAUGGCAACAACGGUGUGUGCCUCUCGUUGCACAUUCACGAUCCCUAUGCCAAGGGCUGGGAGUACUCGGCGCUGCUGUUCAUCUGCGUCAACACAAUGUCGCUGGUCUUCAUACUGUUCUCCUACGUGCGAAUGUUACAGGCAAUACGAGACUCGGGCGGCGGCAUGCGGAGCACACACAGCGGACGCGAGAAUGUGGUGGCCACGCGCUUUGCCAUCAUUGUGACCACCGAUUGUGCCUGCUGGUUGCCCAUCAUCGUGGUGAAGGUGGCUGCUCUUUCAGGUUGUGUCAUCUCACCGGAUCUCUAUGCCUGGCUGGCGGUGCUGGUGCUGCCCGUUAACUCGGCCCUCAAUCCCGUGCUGUACACACUGACGACGGCGGCCUUUAAGCAGCAAUUGCGCCGUUAUUGCCACACUUUGCCCAGCUGCUCGCUGGUGAACAAUGAGACCCGCUCUCAGACCCAGACCGGCUACGAGUCCGGCCUCAGCGUGAGUCUGGCUCACCUGGGCGGCACUGGCGGUGGUGGGUCUGGUCGCAAGCGGCUGUCGCAUCGUCAAAUGAGCUAUCUGUAAAGUGUGGCAUGACUG